UCCAAAGUGUGUGACAGUCAGAGCAGCGUGAGUGCAGCACGACAAAUGGCGGACACAGUGUCUCUUUUAAUGUCAAUUGGUCUUAGUGAGCAGAAAGCGAAGGAAACAUUGAAAAAUGAAGUGCUCUCCUCAACUCUCAAGAAAGCCAUUGAGCAGGCUCGAGGGCUGCUCGGGUCUGCUGGUAUUGAUAAGACUUCAGGAACUUCGCUGUACAGUAUGGUGACUCGACUCAAAGACGUGAAUCUACUGUCUUUCCUCACAGAAUACAUCGUCACACGAAAAUUAACCACAGACCUGCAGCUGUCAGUUGCGUUGGACUUUGUAAAGAGCCAUCCUCGGGAUCCAGUGGACCGGAGUGAGUUUGAGAAGGCCUGUGGGGUGGGUGUGGUGGUCACAUCUGAGCAGAUCGAAAAUAAGGUGGAGCUAAUUAUCAAGAAAUAUAAGGAUCAGCUGCUGGCCGAAAGAUAUCGCUUCAACAUGGGCAUUCUAAUGGGUGAAGCCAGAGUUGCUCUCAAAUGGGCUGAUGGCAAGAUGGUGAAGAAUGAAGUGGAUAUGCAGGUGUUGCACCAUCUGGGUCCAAAAACUGAGGCAGACUUGGAGAAAAAGCCCAAGACAGCCAAACCCAAACCAGUAGAGAAAGACAUGAAGGAUGAGCAGAAUUCUGUAGUAAAUGGUGAAGAAAUGAAGUCUUUGAUGGAGCAGUUGAGAGGAGAAGCACUCAAGUUCCACAAACCAGGUGAGAAUGACAAGACUGAGGGUUAUGUUGUGACGAGUAACACCGUGAAUUUACUGAAGCAGCACUUGGAAAUUACUGGAGGACAGGUGCGCACACGUUUCCCUCCUGAACCCAAUGGGAUGCUGCACAUCGGCCACGCCAAAGCCAUUAACUUCAACUUCGGUUAUGCCAAGGCCAAUAAUGGCAUCUGCUUCCUGCGGUAUGAUGACACAAACCCUGAGAAAGAGGAGGAGAACUACUUCACUGCCAUCAGAGACAUGGUGGAGUGGCUCGGAUACAAGCCAUAUGCUGUCACACAUGCCUCUGAUAACUUCCAGCAUCUCUACGAUCUUGCUGUUGAUCUCAUUCGCAGGGGUCAUGCGUAUGUGUGCCACCAGCGUGGAGAAGAGCUGAAGGGUUACAACGUCUCUUCCUCGCCCUGGAGAGAUCGUCCUGUGGAGGAGUCUCUUCUGCUGUUUGAGUGCAUGCGAAAGGGCGUGUUCGCGGAGGGCGAGGCCACUCUCCGUAUGAAGCUGGUAAUGGAAGAUGGUAAAAUGGACCCAGUGGCGUACCGCAUCAAAUACACGCCACACCACAGGACGGGAGACACUUGGUGUAUCUACCCCACAUAUGAUUACACACACUGUCUGUGUGACUCCAUUGAACAGAUCACACACUCACUCUGCACUAAAGAGUUUCAGGCCAGGCGAUCCUCAUAUUUCUGGCUGUGUAAUGCUCUGGAUGUGUACUGCCCCGUGCAGUGGGAAUACGGACGACUCAACCUCACCUACACCGUUGUCUCAAAGAGGAAGAUUAUCAAACUGGUGGAAACAAGAAUUGUUAGAGAUUGGGAUGAUCCACGACUCUUCACUCUCACUGCUCUCAGGAGGCGUGGCUUCCCUCCACAAGCUAUCAACAAUUUCUGUGCCCGAGAUGGCAAUGGUAAAGUGUGUGAGUUAGAGGUGACGUGUGCCAGCUCAAACUCUGUGGAGAAACCCAAAGCGUUCAUUCACUGGGUGAGUGAGCCGCUGCAGUGUGAAGUGCGCCUGUAUGAACGCCUGUAAGUCUCCGACACAGACAAAACCAGAGUUUGUCACUUUUAAUAUAGCAGUCAUGAGAGCACAUAUAUGAGGCUAUUCCUGUUCCUGCACAUACCUUCAAAUAGUCACACAUAUGUUGAGCACACAUUCCAUCAUGACCAGUAAACUGCAUGUUUGCCCGUCAGACAUAACUGUGGUACAAAUCAACAAUGUUUACAUUGAUUACACCUGAUUAAUGUAUACUUGAUAAAAAUACACCACAAUAGAUGAGUUGCCAUUUUUUUCCAAAUUUACAGGAGUCACUAAAGCCAAGCUUGAUAAGAGAUUGUA
Xyrauchen texanus (razorback sucker) is the source of this 2085-nucleotide messenger RNA. RefSeq names its product glutamine--tRNA ligase-like. The transcript is spliced from 18 exons. Lineage: Eukaryota; Metazoa; Chordata; Actinopteri; Cypriniformes; Catostomidae. Gene Ontology annotation, biological process: glutaminyl-tRNA aminoacylation; translation. Gene Ontology annotation, cellular component: cytoplasm; aminoacyl-tRNA synthetase multienzyme complex; cytosol. Bases 46 to 1779 code for a protein of 577 amino acids. The record is from RefSeq and is a predicted model, not a curated record. Gene Ontology annotation, molecular function: glutamine-tRNA ligase activity; ATP binding.